Messenger RNA from Cantharellus anzutake, 2481 nucleotides. RefSeq lists its product as uncharacterized. The coding region runs from base 1 to 2481 and encodes 826 amino acids. Gene Ontology annotation, molecular function: protein binding. NCBI's taxonomy places the organism in Eukaryota, Fungi, Basidiomycota, Agaricomycetes, Cantharellales, Hydnaceae. The record is from RefSeq and is a predicted model, not a curated record. The transcript has 6 exons.
AUGAUCCCCUUGCGACGGGAGUUGACUGCAAUUUCCAUUCUCACAGUAAUCAAUGCCGCAUCUGACGCGCUCCCUCCCCUAAAAGGUGCCACCGGCGGGGCACUCUUCAUCUUGGACAUAGUUAAGAAGUUCAAGGAGAACAGGAAUCAAUGGGAGGCUUUCGGAACAUACAUCGUCAAAACCAUGGCUGACGUGGUCACGGCCGUUGAUUCGUAUGAUGCGUCGAGCGAAGAGGGAAAGCGAUGGGUAGAAAACGUUACAAUGCUAAGCGAGGCAUUACAGCGUAUCAAAACCAAAAUCAGUCAAUUGCUUCUCAAGAUGGAAAAGCGGCCCGCUGUCAUCAAUUUCAUCUCUCACAUGAACAAUCUGGGCAUGAUCAGUGACCUCAGGAAAGAUUUCGGUGAAGCUUUAGAGUCGUUCCAGGUGAGGACGAACUUGACAUUUGGUGUUAUUGAAAGUACAACUCGCGGAAUCGAGGGUGCCUCGGCUCUGAGCGAACUCCGAUACCCCGUUAUCGCCCACCAUGAUUCGACUAAGGCAUGCCUCGGCGGCACUAGAAUUGAUCUCAUCAAGCACAUUAUGGCUUGGUGCUAUAACGUGAGGGAGAGCGAGAAACGUGUGAUGUUGUUGACUGCUGUGGCCGGUGCUGGCAAGACAUCCCUCACGCACUCAGUUGCAGAGAAGUGUGCGAAUGGAGGCAUGCUGUUGUUGAGCUUCUUUUUCAAAGCAGGAGAGCAAUCGCGGCCAGAUCACCUGUUCAGCGGCAUGGCUCGAUCUCUAGCAGCGCAUGACCCUACCUACCGCACCUCAGUCAUAUCUGCCCUUAAGAAAGAUCCGACUCUCGCGACUGCCCCAUUCACAAUGCAAUUCAUUAAAUUAGUGGCUGAGCCUCUCCGUCGGAAAGCGUUGCCCUCCGAUCGUCCCAUGGUGAUUAUUAUUGAUGCCUUGGAUGAGUGCGAGCAACAAGCGUUCGAGGAUCUGGCCGAUAUACUUCGAGACGGGAUACCUAAGCUACCAUCUGACAUCAAGGUUUUUCUCACCUCGAGACAAUUCGACCUUACGAAUCGUUUCCUCCCUCCCUAUUCUCCUAUCGAUCGCAUCAGCAUCGAUCUCUCGGACGGUGUGAACGUGGAGGACUGUGCUACCUACAUCCAAUCCUCAGCACUUCAUCGUUAUCUGGUGGAUACGAAAAGGGAAAAUAUCCGAGUGGCCCUGCGUUGCGUUGAGACCUUGAAUGAGGACCUUUGCCGUAUGGACGGUUUGAAGUUAAUCCAAAAAUUGCCUGAAAAGGUCGAACUGUCCCCCAUUCCUCCAGAAAUGCUGGCCGAACACUUCCGUUACGCGUGUCGGCAUGUUGUGUGUCACCUCAACCAAGUUUUGGAGCCUCCAGAGAGGCUCAAUGCGUUGGUCCUCACAUUUCUUAAUCAGCAACUCACACGUUGGGUGGAAGUCUGUGUGAGGAUGGAAGGAUACAUUAGUAUAUCUUCGUUCCCUGAAUGGGCUAAGUUGAGUACUGAUGCGGGUUCAAAGGAAGAGAUGCAGAAAUUGGCCCAAGUACUUAACAGAUUGGAGAGGAAUUGGUCAUUUUUUUCAAGAUUUCGGGAGGGGUGCGAGUUCGCGAAUGAUUCGGUUGCACUUUGGCGCUGCCUUGUAGCAGUGGACUCAGAGUCAUACACCCCGGGCUUGGCUCAGUCGCACCAGAAGCUUCGUUUGGUAUUCGUCAAACUCGGACGGCGUUCCGAGGCACUCGCUGUGAUCAAAGAAAGUGUCGAACUCUGGCUGGCUGGCGUCCAUCCGACAUCAUACACCCCACCUCUGGCUGCAUCACUACGGGAUCUCGAAAUUACGCUCAGCAAUCUUGGAAAGCAUUCGGAGGCUCUCCCAGUGAUUGAGGAAAGCGUCAAACUCUGCCGCGAUCUAGUUUUCGUUGAUCGGAUAUCGCACACCCCGACUCUGGCGUUGUCGCUCCGGAGACUCAGUGUUUCACUCACUAACCUUGGACGGGGUUCCGAGGCAUUACCAGUGAUGGAAGAAAGCUUCAAACUUUGGCGCGAACUAGUUACCGUUAAUUCAACAUCACACACACCGAAUUUGGCACACUCACUCUACUACUUUGGCAUAUCAUUCCACAGCCUUGGUCGCCAUGCCGAAGCCCUACCUUUAGCUGAGGAAUCCGUUUCUAUUUGGCGUUCGCUGUUCGCCAACUACCCUAAGUCAUAUGCCUCCAAUUUAUCCAAGGCGUUGAACUUUUUAUCCGCCAUCUUUUCAUCCCUGGCGCGCUAUGCAGAAGCACUUGACUCGGGUGAAGAGUCAUUAUCAUUCUAUCAGGAACUCCAUGUCGAAUACCCCGACGCCUAUGUAGGAGAGCUUCAGCGGUCAUAUUCUCGCAUUGCUCGUGCAUUGGAGGGUCUUGGAAGACUUGAGGAACUGGCAGCUGUAUCCGCUCUCAUGGGAAAAUUACCACGAAGAGAAAGCGCAUAA